Brassica napus (rape) is the source of this 1644-nucleotide messenger RNA. Its product is annotated as protein CANDIDATE G-PROTEIN COUPLED RECEPTOR 7. Gene Ontology annotation, cellular component: Golgi apparatus; membrane. Bases 129 to 1457 code for a protein of 442 amino acids. Gene Ontology annotation, biological process: transport. NCBI's taxonomy places the organism in Eukaryota, Viridiplantae, Streptophyta, Magnoliopsida, Brassicales, Brassicaceae. The transcript has a single exon. The record is from RefSeq and is a predicted model, not a curated record.
AUUAAAAUGACGCAUACAUUUGUGUCAGAUCUGAGAUAGACUGAAGACUAUAUAACUCGAAAAAUCAAAACUCGCCGACGGUUAUACGAUCCCGAUCCCACACGCCUCUCUGUCUCUCAACCACAACAAUGACGAAAAUGCCCCCUGCAAUCGCCAUCCUCCUCUUCUCCGUCGCGCUCCUCGCCGCGAUCCCACCUUCCACAGCCGAGAUCAAAUCCCUCGUAAUCUCCGACGACGCCCGCCCCAUGAUCCUCUUCGAAAAAUUCGGAUUCACACACACCGGCCACGUCACGGUCUCCGUCUCCUCGGUCUCCGUCGUCUCCACCUCCUCGGAUCCGAACCCCGACCCGUCGCGCCUCGGAUUCUUCCUCCUCUCGGAAGAGUCCCUCCUCCAGGUCCUCCUCGAGAUGCAGCAGAACGCUCGAUUCUGCGUCCUCGAUUCCCACUACGUCACGCACCUCUUCACGUUCCGAGAUCUCUCCCCUCCGCCGAACUCGCGGUUCAACCACUCGUACCCGGUGACUUCCCCGAACGAGUACUCUCUCUUCUUCGCGAACUGCGUCCCCGAGACGAAGGUCUCCAUGGCGGUUCGCACGGAGAUGUAUAACAAAGAUCCCAACGGAUCUAAGGACUAUCUCCCCGCGGGAGCUACUCAGCUGCCGUCUCUCUACUCCUUCUUCUUCCUCUGCUACGUGGCGUUUUUAGGUUACUGGAGCUAUACCUGCUGGACGAAUAAGAGAAUGGUACACCGGAUCCAUCUUCUCAUGGCGGGGCUGCUUUUAAUCAAAUCGUUGAAUCUGAUCUGCGCGGCGGAGGAUAAGCAUUACGUGAAGAUCACGGGGACGCCUCAUGGAUGGGAUAUACUCUUCUACAUCUUCCAGUUCAUUCGCGUUGUUUUGCUUUUCACUGUGAUUAUCUUGAUCGGAACGGGAUGGUCGUUCUUGAAGCCGUUUUUGCAGGAGAAGGAGAAGAAUGUGUUGAUCAUUGUGAUCCCGCUUCAGGUGCUAGCGAACAUUGCUUCGAUUGUGAUCGGUGAGACUGGACCUUUUAUUAAAGAUUGGGUGACGUGGAACCAAGUGUUUUUGUUGGUUGAUAUAAUUUGCUGCUGUGCGAUUAUCUUCCCUAUCGUAUGGUCGAUUCGGGCCUUGAGGGAGACGUCGAAGACGGAUGGGAAAGCUGCGAGGAACUUGUCGAAGCUGACGUUGUUUAGGCAGUUUUAUAUUGUUGUUAUUGGGUAUCUUUACUUCACGAGGAUUGUGGUGUUUGCGUUGAAGACGAUUGCGGCGUAUAAGUACCAGUGGGUGAGCUUUGCGGCGGAGGAGAUUGUGAGUUUGGUGUUCUAUGUGAUUAUGUUUUAUAUGUUUAGGCCUGAGGAGAAGAAUGAGUACUUUGCUGUUGAUGAUGAUGAAGAAGAAGCUGCUGCUUUGGCGCUUAGAGACGAUGAGUUUGAGCUUUGAAAAUGGAGUAAGGACUCGAAGAUUUAUUCUUUUUAUGUGUUGAUGAAAGCUCUGUGAAGACAGAGUUCUAUGUUAAAGUCGUCUGAUAUUGCAACUUUCUUUUUCUGUUAAAUUUUUGUUCUUUCUUUUACAUGGAAAUUUCAUUGUUACAGAUGUUCCACGCUUUUAUAUAGUUCUCUUCACAGUU